CACUGGGGGAAACCCUGCUCAGGAUAGUUGUCCUCGGUUUGUGUCCUUCCAGUGAGCUUUGCAGAUUUGGGAACGUGUCAUCAGGCAGUAAUCAUUGUUAAAUUCAUAAUAAUGCGAUGAGAGUCAAUCUAUUGCAUUGGCGACCAACUCUUAUCUGCCCCCUGGGAGCCCCAUAAUGCAUAGCAUCAUUUCAUUAUGGGGGUGUGCGUGACACGGUUUAUAUGCUGCCAGUGGGCACUGCAGCUGCGUUAUAGGGGGACUCGUUUCAUUUCAGCUAAAAGGCUAACGUUAACUUGCCUUGCAUUGACUGUAGAGUUGUGGGUGAUGGUCACGCAGAUGUGUAAUGAGAUUUGAAGUGUUGCUGCCUUUUGCAGGCAUUUUUCCUGCACGUGCUGCAAACAGGAUAGCCGUCUUCUAUCAACUGUCCCUAGGAAUAUCCAAAGUAUGCCCAUACUUCCAACUUUGUCUUCUUUGAGGGCUGAUAGGUGUCCUGAGUGCUGCCGUCUCCCCCUUUUGGCUAUUAUUGCAGCUUUAGCUUAAAGAAAGCUUUGAUUGUAAACUACAAAGUGCGCAUGUGCGACAACUUCAGCAGACGAGAUGGUGGCUGGCAAGGGUCACCAUGCCUACACCGAGGCCAUGGUAAUCCACCGAGAUAAUAUAAUUAAAAAAAAAAAACAAGACAGUUAUUAUUGUUAUCAACAUUUUUUCCUGGGGUUUACCGCUACACCGGUUACCGUGACAUCCCUAGUUAGGAUGCCUCCUGGACACCUCCCUGGUGAGGUUUUCUGGGCACGUCCACGGGAGAAGAGCUAAAGGAAGACCCAGAACAUGCUGGAGGGACUAUGUCUCACGGUUGCCCAAGGAGCACCUUGGGAUUUCCCUUGAGGAGCUAGCCCAAGUGGCUUUUUACUUAUUUGGAAGACGGUUCCAACGUGGUUUCUUGCCCAACACCAGCAAUCGUUUUAUCUAUUAUCUAUUGCUGACAGAUCUCUGCGUUCCUACACCACCAUCUUGUGGUGAUUUUUUAAAGAGUUUCAGCUGAUUUGUUUUUGUCAUGACUUGAUAUGACCCUUUGAACAAAUGACACCGAGAAGAAUAAAGUUAAGAAUAAAUAGAUAAAUGAGAUCUUCUGUGAAAAAAAUUCUUAACACAAUUCAAGUCAACUUAAAGUAAUUGUGAAGGACCUAAACAGACAUUUUCCACAUAGCAAGCAAAAAAAAUAAAAUAAAAUAAGUCAAACGUGUGUCUUGGAAGAGAGGUGGAUGUUCUGGAGAGAACUGUGGCUUCUUCUGAUAAUAAGGAGAAUUCCAUUUUUCAGUUCUUUUGAAAACACAGAAAGGUUUUAUUUACCUGCAACGUUUCAUUUGCAGCUGCCGCUAACGAAACGUUGCAGGUAAAUAAAACCUUUCGGUGUUUUAAAAAGAACUAAAAGAUGGAAUUAGAAUUUCAACACAGCAAGAACACACCAAAGAUGAAUGAGGAGAAUUUCUCUGACCCAAAACACCUUUCUGGGUCUGUAUUUUUCAUAAUACAUUACAUUUUCAAUGUGUAAAGCUAAUGAGAUGCACUUAAAUUUUAGGAGGGAAAAAAAACCAAAUGUUUGUCUAAUGUGCCUUUUUUGGGGCUGUAGAGUGUUUGCAUUGCAGCUGUAUCAGAUGUUCUGUAAACGAAAUUUUAGUCCGUGUAUCUUUUAUGAAAGGACUAUUUUUUUAAAACAUGUAAUAUAUGUAAUUGUGAACAACACUAUGAUUUACUUUCCACUGAGUUUUUAUUUAAGCAAGUAAAAUAAUAAAAUAGGUACUUUACAUCAUAAGAAUAUAAUUGUUCUUAUCAAAUAAAGUUAAUGGAAAAAAACGCAGAUGGAAUUAACGUCACGCAUACGCAAAAGAGGGAGGAUUUCCUGUGUCGGUGGCGGAGGGAUACAUUUCUGCCGCCGUGAUGCGUCUCUUUAAGAUUUCCCUUUAGCAGCGGAGUGAUUCGAGCAGUGAGAAGUCAAUGUGAAUCUGCAGAGAGGUGACAAACAUGACGACUUUAAAACACGAGGGCCCCGAAAAUCAGCUCGAUCUGCUCAUCAGAGCCGUGGAGGCUUCGGUUCAUGGCACCAGCAUCCACUGCUCCGAUAAAACUAUCGAGGCUGCAGAGGCUCUGCUGCGCAUGGACUCGCCGUCCAACCUGAAAGACGACCACAGUCCAGAAGCUUUUAUUCCACAAUGUGACGCGACGCCGGUCUUCCUCCAUGCAGCCAUGCGGCCGGACAUGAUCGCCGAAUCAGAGGUGGAGAUAUCCACGGAGGAGUGCUGUGAGGAAGAUGAUGACAUGGUCACCAUUCUGGAAGAGCCAGAACCCGACAACGAGCCCGUCAAGAAGAGGCGAGCUGGACGGAAGCCAAAGGUGCAUCAGUUGGCCAUUUCCAACGGUUCACCAGAUCUCGGCAUCAAGAAGAAACCAAGAGAAGGCAAAGCAGGGAACACUACGUAUCUGUGGGAGUUUUUGCUGGACCUCCUCCAGGACAAAAACACCUGUCCCAGGUACAUCAAGUGGACACAGAGGGAGAAGGGCAUCUUCAAACUGGUCGACUCUAAGGCCGUGUCGAAGCUGUGGGGUAAACACAAGAACAAACCGGACAUGAACUACGAGACGAUGGGUCGAGCUCUCAGAUAUUAUUACCAGCGUGGAAUCCUGGCCAAGGUGGAGGGCCAGCGACUGGUGUACCAGUUCAAAGACAUGCCCAAAAACAUUGUUAUAAUAGAUGACGACAAAGCAGAUAUGUCCUCCCCCGAUGAUGUGAUGGUAUCAGACACGGCUGUGUCCUACGAGAGAGUGCACCCGUCUGACAUGUUGGUCCAGUCCUCUGAGCCGCCGCUGACAUCACGGAGGCCCAAUAUCCUGCGGGGAUCCAGCAGAGCAAACGUGGUCCAGACGUCUGCUGUCACAGGCAGCAAGUCAUCAGCAGGAGGUGGGUCGGUGGUGACGGCAGCAGCAGCACCGAGGAUAGUAACGGUUUCUUCAGCCCUCGAUGGGAGCCAACCCCAACAGUCCCACACAACCGUGAUGGCAAACACCACCGGGCCCAGGACGGUGCGAGUGGCAAUGCAGGUGCCAGUCGUCAUGACAACGUCACUGGGUCAGAAAAUUUCUACAGUCGCUGUGCAGCAGUCAACGGGAACGUCAGGAGCAGGCAGCUCUGGGCCGCUCCUCACCAGCACCUCAGCGAUCAGCGCUGCUGCCAACGCCAACUCCCAGCAGAAGGUCGUGAUCCAGACGAUCCCCACCAUGGUUCCGGCCACAACAGAGAACGGAGACAAGAUCACCGUCCAGCUGGCCAAGAUCAUCACCAUCCCAGCCCACCAGCUGGCUCAAUGUCAGCUCCAGACCUCCGCAGGCACCAACAAACCCAAUGUCACCACCUCUCCAGCAGGCAUCAGCCUCCUGGGCAGCCCCCUGACAGUCCGCACCCUGGCACCUGUCAACGUCAGCCCAGGGGCCCAGGUGAUGAGACUCGCCGUGCCGACGCCGGUGCAACAGCAGACUCUGAUGGUGUCGCAGCCAGGAAGUGGCAACAAGACACCAGCAGGCAGCCAGAUGGUGUCUGCGCCACCUCACAUCAUCAGCAGCAUCAUUAACGGCACAGAACUGGUGUUGGGAGGAGCUGGGGGAGUCACCAUGGAGAAGCUGAAGGCUGCAGGGGUCCAGGUCCAGGCUGUACAGGUACCAGUAACCAUCCAACAGAACCAGAUGGCCCCUGAAACUGUCCCAAACGUCCAAUCAGAACCUAAGAACACUGUGGUUAUAAAACUGGAAGCACCAGACUCAGUAAAGUUAGAAGAGCCAGAGUGUUAGACUCCAGAAAUGGCUAGUUUGCACGUUUCUGAAGUUAUUUUUCCCAGCAGUAGUCUGAGAUUUCACUUCUAUCUUGCUGCCUGGAAGCCGGUCUCCCUCAGAACCUCUGUAGGGUCUGAAUUCCCACAUUAAAGGGAUUUGUUAGGAAAAGCAAAGGGACCAACCUGAAACACUACACAGAAGGUGGGGGUAGGAGAAAGAUGGAAGAAAAAUAAAAAAGGUGAAUCACUACAAACAAAAACAUGUCAAAACCAGCUAUUUUUGUAGAACUUGUAUCACUGUGCAGCGAGAGGAAGGAGCUGAGAAGUUAUCACGAACGAUUUUAGACAGUAUGUACAUAUUUAUACAUAUUAUAUAUAUAUACAUAUAUAAAUAUAUCUUUACAGUUUUUUGGAGCUAAUGUUAACAGAGCAGCCUUGAUUUUUGUCUGAAUUUUGUUUUGAUAUUUUGUACCUGCACAGUAUUAAUGACUCUCCUCUAACGUGUUUUUAAUCCUGGAACGGGUUCUGCAGACUGAAGUGGCAUCCCAUAAACCCUGUUUGCCUAAAGGAGGCUAAAGGGCUGAGUUUAGGUUAUUUCUUAUGUUUUUGUAAAUAUUUUUUAUGCUCUGUUCUUCACUUCCCUGCAGUCAGGCUGCAUGUACAUGCAAACAUAUGUGACUGAGCUAAAGCAUGCUUCCAAGUUUUAAAAAGGUAAAAGUACCACAACUGUCAAAAAUCAACAAUCAGCUUUAUUUUCAUUGUUUUUAGAAGUUUUGAUUAUGAUGAGUUUAUGCAAAAUAUGCAGCAGAAACACAAAACCACUGAUGAUUUCUGGUCACUUUAAACAAAGGGUCAGUCUGCCGGGUCGGUCCGCCCCACAUUUCGUUCUUUUAAUCUGUUCUGGAAGAAAAGGGACAUUUUCUGUGUUCAGAACGAACGGUUUGUAUAUUCAACAUUUGAAGUAUAUUCUAUUUUGUUGUACUCUUGUUUCAAAGUGUAUUAAAGUAGAUUUUACUUAAAUAUACAAAA
Molecule: messenger RNA, 4850 nt
Organism: Nothobranchius furzeri (turquoise killifish)
Lineage: Eukaryota; Metazoa; Chordata; Actinopteri; Cyprinodontiformes; Nothobranchiidae
Gene: elf2b
Product: E74-like factor 2b (ets domain transcription factor)
Biological process (GO): cell differentiation; regulation of transcription by RNA polymerase II
Cellular component (GO): nucleus
Molecular function (GO): DNA-binding transcription factor activity, RNA polymerase II-specific; sequence-specific DNA binding
Source: RefSeq, a predicted model, not a curated record